Molecule: messenger RNA, 1788 nt
Organism: Nilaparvata lugens (brown planthopper)
Lineage: Eukaryota; Metazoa; Arthropoda; Insecta; Hemiptera; Delphacidae
Exons: 2
Coding region: 1-1788 (595 amino acids)
Molecular function (GO): catalytic activity
Source: RefSeq, a predicted model, not a curated record
AUGGAAAGAAUGGAAUUAGACGUGUUAGGCGUGGCAGAGAUGAGGUGGCCCCAGCCUGGAGAUUUCUGGAGUGGAAAUUAUAGGAUAAUUCAUUCAGGCACAGCAGACGAUCGGCCUGGCUAUGGUGGGGUAGGCAUAGUACUGAAUAAAAAACUUGGAAAUAGGGUAAAGGGAUUUGUGCAAUAUAAUGAACGAUUGAUCUCAGUACGGAUUGAAACCAAACCAAGGGAUACUGUGAUAGUGCAGGUGUACAUGCCAACAACUGAUGAAGAAGACGAGGCUGUUGAGAAAUGCUAUGAGGACAUAAACGAGUUGAUUGGGAAACUGAAGAGUGAAGAAAAUCUUAUUGUACUUGGAGACUGGAAUGCAACAGUUGGAGAAGGAGCUGAAGGAAACACAGUUGGGAAGUAUGGUUUGGGACAAAGGAAUGCAAGAGGAGAAAGACUGAUAGAAUUCUGUUCACAGUACAAGUUAGUGGUGACAAACACAAUAUUCCAGCACCAUCCAAGGAGGAGAUAUACCUGGAAAGCCCCUGGGGAUGGUAGAAGAGCUCAAAUAGACUAUAUAUUGGUGAGAGAAAGGUACAAAAACCAAGUAAAAAACAGUAGAAGUUACCCAGGAGCAGACGUUAACAGUGACCACAAUCUUGUUAUGAUGCACUGUGAACUGAAAUUCAAAGCUCUGAAGAUGAGAAAAAGCAAACAAUGGGAUAUGAUCAGACUUAAAGAUGAUCUCACUCAAACGAAAUACGAGGAGAAAACAAACAGGACCAUGGAAGAAACAGAAAAGCAGAUGGGAGUGGAGCAGGAAUGGAACAAAAUAAAGAAGAGUAUCGAACUUUCGGCAGAAGAGGUAUUAGGAAGGAAAAAGCAGGAGAACAGAAAGGAAUGGAUAAGCCAAGAUAUUGUUGAAAUGAUUAAUGAAAGACGAAAGUACAAGAAUUCUCAAGAUGAAGAAGGAUUAGGGAAAUACAGGAGUCUGAGGAACAAGAUUAUUCGAAAGGCAAAGCAAGAUAAAGAAGAAUAUUUAAGAGAAAUUUGCAAGAACAUAAACAAUUGCAUGAAAACAGGGCAGAUGGAUAUAGCUUACAGAGAGGUGAAAAGAUUCUUUGAAACAAGGAAAGUGAGAACAAUGAGUAUUGUAGACAAAAAUGGAGAAUUAAAGUAUGAUUCAGAGAGUAUAGCAAAACAUUGGAAAGAAUAUCUGGAGCAGCUGUACUGUGGAGAGGACAAUGAGAAUCUGCACUUGGAAAGAGAAGACGAGAUAGAACUACAGGAAUUGGGGGCACCAAUGUUGAUGGAAGAGUUUGAAAAAGCACUGCGAGACCUAAAAGAAAGGAAGGCACCAGGAAUAGAUGAUAUACAAGGAGAGCUCUUGAAAAAGUCUGGUGGAAUGUUAAAGAGAGCACUGUAUAAUCUUGUAAAUAGUAUAUAUAUGACUGGAGAGUUACCUGACGAUUUUGUAAAGUGUAUUAUAGUACCUAUACCAAAGAAAUCAAAUGCAAGAUCAUGUGAAGAGUACCGUACGCUGAGCUUAGUGAGUCAUGCAUCGAAAAUAGUUACCAGAAUUAUCCUCAGGAGAAUAGAAAAACGAAUUGAUGAACAAUUGUCUGAAGAUCAGUUUGGCUUUAGAAAGGGUGUAGGGACAAGAGAAGCAAUUCUGGCGCUGAGACAGGUGAUAGAGAAGCAGAUGAAGAUAGGGAAACGCACAUGCAUAGCCUUUAUUGACAUUGAAAAAGCAUUUGACAAUGACAGGAGAGAACAGCUCAGCAGUAAAGCUAAGGAAUGA